GGAGGGUGCGAAGGAGAGGCUUGAAGGAGCCGCUCGAGCAUCUCUCUCUUUCUUCGCCUUCUCUUCUCUCUCUUCUGGUCUCUUCUGCUUUUCCUCUCUUUUCCAAAUUCAAACUUUACCUCGUAAACUGUCUCAGAUUUACCUUAAAAGCCACACCUGAUCUCUCUUAGGGUUUGGAAUCCCAAAAACCCUAGAGAAGCAUGGUUGGAUCUUGUCUCGAUUCCAAAACCAACACUGUCAAGUUUCUCUGCAGCUACGGCGGCAAGAUUCUUCCUCGAUAUCCCGACGGCAAGCUCCGUUACGUCGGUGGUGAGACCAGAGUCCUCGCCGUCGAUCGUUCCACUCCCUUUUCAGAGCUUUUGGUGAAGCUUGGAGAGUUGUGUGGAUGCCCUGUGAAUCUGAGAUGUCAGUUGCCGACUGAAGAUCUGGAUGCCUUGGUGUCCGUUACCUCAGAUGAGGAUCUCGCCAAUCUCUUAGAAGAGUAUGAUCGAGCUAAUAUGUGCCGAGAGAAAGAGGCAAAAUCGGUUUCUUCUUCUCCGUUAAAGAUCAGAGCUUUUCUGUCGCUGCCAAAAUCAAUGCAAAAAGUUUCUCCUCCCCAAUCGGCUAAAUCCAGUAUAGAUGCUGCUUCAGCAUCGAAAUCGUCCUACACAGCCGUUGGUUCGAAUCUUCCUGGCAUGGAUAUUCACCGUUGCGUCCAUCAUGGGGCUUCUCCGGUGGGAUUUCCGGUCUGCUUUGAGAAAUCCGCCGGGAAACACCGUUAUUAUGCCUACCAUGCUCAAGGGGAUCCAAAGCGUUUCUCUUACCUCAUACACAACGGGAAUCACUGGCAAUGACUCGAUUGGACAAACUUUGAACUGAGAAAAAAGUUGCAGAGAACCAAAAGAGGCGAAAAGGACAAAGAAACAUAUUUUUAAACAGAAACAGAUGGUUGAAAAAAGGGGUUUGAAGAAGUUUUUGUUCUAUGUAAUCAGAGACUGUAAAACGUUAAAACUGGAUUCCUGGAUCCGAAGCCAUUAAUGCAUAUCAUAUCAGCCCAAAAUUUCUGAA
Molecule: messenger RNA, 1047 nt
Organism: Macadamia integrifolia
Lineage: Eukaryota; Viridiplantae; Streptophyta; Magnoliopsida; Proteales; Proteaceae
Exons: 2
Coding region: 201-833 (210 amino acids)
Molecular function (GO): protein binding
Source: RefSeq, a predicted model, not a curated record